GCCAGCAGGUGGGCGGGGUCUGCUCCUCUCCUUCCUCCCCGUCCCUUCCUCGGAAGUAGACGUAUCCCGUCUAUAUUCCGUAUUUUUUUUUUUAUAUUUUUAUAUCGACCCCUUUACCCUUAAAACUCAAGAUGGACGACUAAACCGGAGCACGGGUCCUCGAUUCCACCCGUCUUUCUCUCUGCCUGGAUCGAGUGGACCGGAUGAAACCCAACCGAGUUUUUCUCCGCUUCGCAGGGGAGGUAGCUGUAUCCAGUGGGGAGGUAGGCUCGACCUGGGGAGGACAGAAUGAAGUUCGCCCAACCCUGGGGACGCCAGAGGCUGGCUUUUCUCCUGGAGAACGCCGCCUCUAGGGAAGCCAAGAUGUGGAGGGGCUACGUGCCGAAGAAGCCCACCCCCCAGGAUACAGACGUCUCCCCGGCCCAGAGGGACCAGGCCGUCCGCUGGCUGACGGAGCUCCACAGCAGCCUGCAGCUCUACCCAGAGACCCUGGUGCUAGCUGUUAGCAUUCUGGACCGCUUCCUCGCUCCCAUCAAGGCCCGUCCAAAAUACCUGCGCUGCAUCGCCAUCGCCUGCUUCUUCCUGGCUGCCAAGACCUGCGAGGAGGACGAGUGUGUUCCCUCUCUGAAGGAGCUGGCUGCUUCCAGUAACUGCGGCUGUUCUCCGUCUGAGAUCCUGAGGAUGGAGAGGCUGAUCCUGAACAAACUGGACUGGGAUCUGCACACCGCCACCGCGCUGGACUUCCUGCACAUCUUCCACGCCAUGGUGUUGUCGUGCCGGUCCGGCCUUCUGGAGCUGCUGUCGGGAGUGAGCCGCUCUCAGCACCUGGCCGUCCUCACGCAGCGGCUCUACUCCUGCCUGGCCGAUCACUCUGUCAUGCAGCUCAGAGGAUCCAUGCUGGCCUUGGCCCUCAUCAGCCUGGAGCUGGAGACCUGCUGUCCUGAUUGGCUGGCUCUGACCAUCGACCUGCUGAGGAAGGCUCAGAUGGACAGCUCAGAGCUGAUCCGCAGCAGGGAGCUGGUGGAACGUAGCCUCUCCACACCCAGAGCUUCCCUGCCUCCAAACACCGUUUACAUCUACCAACCCCUGCAGCUCGGAGUCCGGGCGCGCUCACUGACCCGCCGCACACCAGGGACCAUCCAGACCUCCGGGGACCAACCCGCCCUGCCUCACACAGCUGCUGCCGGAGAGGAGAGCAGCUCCUCAGACCGCCAAGCUCCGCCUCCUUCGCCUAAACACCUCAACCACCUGCAGACGGUCACCCUGCGCUGCAAAGCUUCCACCAAACGCAAGGUGGAGCAGAUGGAGGUGGACGACUUCUACGACGGCAUCAAGCGCCUCUACAACGAAGACGUCACCGCCGCCGUCCAUGAGGGGGUGGCAGGAGGGGAGGGGGUGUUUGUAGGCGGCUCCUCCCCCUGCCCUCCUCUGCAGCCGGUCAGCUCCUCGUAGAGACGGGAACCUCCUCAGCUGCUCCUCCCUGCUGAGGUGCUUUUCAUCGCCAACGCGCGCGUCGGGACUUCGAGCCGUUCAGCUGGAAAUGAUGUCAGCUCCCAUCAUCCCCUGCAGCUGGAAAACAGAGCCCUCCCAAAAAAAACUAACUAAACAUCCAAAAUGUCAAAAAAAAAAAAAAAGCGCUCCUUUGCUUCUGAUGUAAUUAUUCUGUUUGUUUAACACAGAUAAGAAAUUACAAAAUCCAAAAAAAAAAAACUAAAAACACAAAGUUUCCUUAAAAAAAAAAAGAGACUUCCUGCCUUUCAUGUUCGCUGCUGGUGAAGAUUUUAACUUCUAUUUGUUCCUGUUGUUUCUGUUCUGCAUGUUUUCUCCACAUUCAGACGUAGAAAUCAGCCGAUUCUCAUAGAUCAGCCUUUUUUUGAAUGUUCCAAACGUUUGUUUUUAGCUGCAGACCUGGAAGCAUGAGCAGCACCAUGUCUGGAUGAAUGAACCACCUGCUGGGCGCUGCUAGUUCUGCCCGUAAAUGUGCCGAAGGUUUCAGGAGACCAUCUGUCCUCAUGUUCAAAGGUGGUUUUUAACCCUCCCCAUUUUUCUUAUUAAAUUAUUUCUCUCCAUGUGAAAAAAAAAA
Molecule: messenger RNA, 2083 nt
Organism: Cyprinodon variegatus (sheepshead minnow)
Lineage: Eukaryota; Metazoa; Chordata; Actinopteri; Cyprinodontiformes; Cyprinodontidae
Gene: ccni
Product: cyclin I
Exons: 10
Coding region: 289-1452 (387 amino acids)
Biological process (GO): regulation of cyclin-dependent protein serine/threonine kinase activity; mitotic cell cycle phase transition
Cellular component (GO): cyclin-dependent protein kinase holoenzyme complex; cytoplasm; nucleus
Molecular function (GO): cyclin-dependent protein serine/threonine kinase regulator activity
Source: RefSeq, a predicted model, not a curated record